UGGGACCACGACCAUGACAGUGUUUGAGAACUGUACUGUGGUGUUAGAUGUGAAGAACCUGCCUUUUAAAGAGAAGAAUAAACUGAGAUUAGCUCUUCUGGAGAAUGGAGCAAACAUCUCAUAUGUCAUCAACAACGAGUGCUCUUUUGUAGUCACUAGCAGUGUGAAGGAUCUGAGCGGUAACCGGCAGCGCAGCAUCCAGAAGCUGCAGAUCCCAGUGGUCGGGACGCAGUAUGUGUGGAGCUGUCUGGACCAAGGGCAUCUCCUGUCAUUGACCGAGCAUAAUUUGACCCCAGAGCUGCCAUACCCUGGCUCUGAAUUCCUCCGUCCUUCAGGAAAAGAGGAGUUCAAUGGUCACCCUGAACUCCCAAAGACUGAAGCUGAGAUUCUUCAGAAGAGUGGACCCCGUCCUGGAAGGUUCAGAGUUUACAAAGAAGGCGACCAUGACCUGCCUGAAUUUCCUUCAUAUUCUCAAGUGGCCAAGUAUUCAGUUUUUGAGAGGGUCAAUCCCAAGACUUUGUCUGUUCUGGAGCUGCAGAGUGCCAAAGGCAGAGCAGGCCAGCAGUAUCGUGUGUUGUGUUCAGUCUUGUGUGAAGCUGAGUCCGCAGUGGUUCAGGACAAGCUUGUGUUCUGCGUGACAUCUGAAGAUGCUGUGGAAGCGUAUCUGCAGCUGAUGAAGGAGAUGGAGACAGAGGGAUUCACAAAGACACACACACUUUCCCCUAAGGUUGAGCGCUUGGCAUCCUACAGCCUGCAGCAGCUGCUGUUGGAGGAGAAGCUGAACUGCAGCACCUUGUCACAGGAAGUUGGUGUCUUUGUGGAGCUGGUUUGGACUGAAGCUCUCGGUUCCCUUUAUAACAUACUGACAGUCCCUGUCUCCAAAAUCAGCCUCAAUGACGUGAGCAGGGUGGAGGGAUUGCUACUGCAGGCACAAAAGACUGAGAAAGAGGAUGAAGUCAAAGCCCUGCUGGAGGAGGUCAACACUCUUCUGCCCCUCAGAAUGAUCGACCCUCCUUCCAAACACAAGCUUGUGUCUCAGAAACUGGACCUUUGUCAGCUGAUCAGAGAUAUUGUAAAUGUGAGUGAGGCCACUCUGGGAAGCCCCUCAUCGUCGUCUCUGGGGAAGUAUCGAGCUCUGAGGUGCAGCAUUGAGGUUGUUCCACCACAAAACCCUGAGUUUCAUGAUGUCUCUCAACUGCUUCAGGACAGGCCUUUCCAGAUUCAGCGGAUACUGCGUGUCAGCAGAGGAGUGGAGCUUCAGAUGUUUAAGGAGGAUUUAGGCAACAUUAAACCCCUCCUCCACUCCACUAGUCCCAGCAGUUUUGUUGGAAUACUGUCACGAGGUCUGCUGCUGCCCAGGGUUGGAGUCGAACAGCAUGGAAUUGAGAGAACGGAUAUCGGGAAUCUCGGAGGAGGAAUCUACUUCAGUGACUCUCUGAAGACUAGUGUGAAAUACUCCAAGCCCAGUGUGACUGACGGCUCUCGGCUGCUGUUGGUGUGUGAAGUGGCGUUGGGUCGGUGUAAGGACCUGCUGAAGAAAGACAGCACUUUGACUUGUGCUCCUGACGGUUACCACAGUGUACACGGAGUCCAACGCUCUCCAAACAGACUCUCUGAAUUUGAGGAUGAUGAGUUUGUCGUCUAUAACACAGAGCAGAUCAGACUGAAGUAUGUGGUACAGUACAGUCUGGAGGGAGACGAGUUAAAAGAGUUCCAGCCUCAAAUCAACACUCAGCUCACAUAUCUAACCGACACAACACCUGAUAUCUUGCCCGGUGAUGACAGUGAGGGUUUGGAGUCCAUUAAGAAUCCUCUGGAGGAGAUGAACGCAGGUUUGCUGGACAGCAGUGGUCAGAAACUUCCUCUACAGGCUGUCAAUGUGAGGGGCAAGCUGAUGGACCUGCUGUGUCAGGUCAUCGUAUUCCAGACCUACACAAACCAGAGUGCUGUUCCCAUUGAAGCAAAGUAUGUCUUUCCACUGGAAGAGACGGCAGCAGUGUGUGGAUUUGAAGCCUUUAUCAAUGGAAAACAUGUCAUUGGAAAGGUAAAGGAAAAGGAGCAGGCUCGUAAGGAGUACAAGCAAGCCAUAGAGAAAGGCCAUGGAGCCUACCUGAUGGACCAGGAUGCACCUGAUGUAUUUACUAUCAGUGUGGGGAAUCUUCCUCCUGGAGCCACAGUUUUGAUCAAGGUGACGUUCAUCACUGAGCUGCUGGUCAGAUCAGGCUCUAUAGUCUUCUCACUGUCUGGCAGCGUGGCACCAUGGGAACAGAGAGCCGCCCUUUAUCAGACAACUCAGGCCACUGUUGAAAAGAUUGGUGUGACAGAGCUUGAUUCAGAGGGGGAGUUUUCUCUGUCUAUGUCCAUUGAAAUGCCUUAUGAGAUCAUCAACUUAAGCUCUUCACACCGCAUCAAAACCAAGAGGACAGACUGUAAGGUAGUGAUCAGCACGUUACCGGGACAGACAUUGGGAUCUGAAGGGUUACAGGUGUCCUUCAGUCUUUCUAAUAUCCACAUGCCCAGAAUGUGGGUCGAGAACCAUCCAAAUAAAGAUAGUCAGGCCUGCAUGCUGGUGUUUUAUCCAGACUUUAGGUCAAGUGGGGUGUCUGGCUCUGGAGGUCCGUCCAAUGUGAGCGAUGUGGUCAUUCUACUGGACUCCUCCAAGUCCAUGCAGGGAGACGCCAUGCUGAACGCCCGCAGGAUUGCGCUUCAAGUCCUCAGAUCUCUGGACCGCUCACUGAAGAUCAACAUCAUCUCUUUCAGCACUGAUUAUAGGGAAGCUUUUCCUGCACCAGUGAGUUUAGAUGAGGCAUCUGAAGCAGCCAGGAAAUUUAUUAUGUUGUGUGGCAGCUCUGGUGGCGGCACUGAUCUGUGGCGGCCUCUCCGGAGUCUGAGUCUGCUGCCUCCCUCCCGGGGCGUGAGGAACAUCCUGCUGCUCUCUGAUGGACAUGUUCAGAACCAACCUCUGACCCUACAGCUGGUCCGAGAAAACUCCUGCCACACGCGUCUCUUCACCUGCGGACUCAGCUUGACAGCUAAUCGUCAUAUGCUCAGAGCAUUGGCUCAGGCAGGUGGAGGAACAUAUGAAUUUUUUGACACAAAGAUGAAACACACUUGGACAGAGAAGGUGCGGGCUCAGGUUCGGCGUAUGGAUUCUCCAGGCUGCAGAUCAGUGGCAGUGAAGUGGCAGCAGUUUAAUCCCACAGCGCCGCUUCCUGUUCAAGCCCCCUCACAGCUUCACGCUCUCUUCACUGACUGUCACACUCUCGUUUACGGAUUUGUGCCACACUGCACUCAGGCCACACUGUUUGGUGAUUUGAGUGGACAAGAGAUCAAAACAAUGGUUUCCACCACAGAACUACAAAAGACAAAGGGAACUUUUCUUCACAAGUUAACAGCAAGAGCGAUUAUCAGAGACUAUGAAGAUGGCAUUCUAGCUAACAGUGAGGCAGAACACGAGGUACAAGCUGAAGUCCUACAUCAUUGAGCUGAGUAAAGAGUUCUCCAUCUUGUCCCAUUUCACAAGCUUUGUCGCCAUUGAAGAGAGGAAGCAGAAUGAGCUUGACAUCGGAUUCACAGAUAUUCCUAAAAUCAUAUCAGAGGAGGAUGUGGAUAUUUUGCCAUAUAUGGGCUGGACUGAAGAGAACUUGAAGGCUGUGCAUAUUAGUCACAGCCUUGAUUCCCAG
This is a messenger RNA of Carassius carassius (crucian carp), 3683 nucleotides long. Its product is annotated as protein mono-ADP-ribosyltransferase PARP4-like. The record is from RefSeq and is a predicted model, not a curated record. Gene Ontology annotation, molecular function: NAD+ poly-ADP-ribosyltransferase activity. The coding region runs from base 14 to 3484 and encodes 1156 amino acids. The transcript is spliced from 29 exons. Lineage: Eukaryota; Metazoa; Chordata; Actinopteri; Cypriniformes; Cyprinidae.